Molecule: messenger RNA, 15932 nt
Organism: Pocillopora meandrina
Lineage: Eukaryota; Metazoa; Cnidaria; Anthozoa; Scleractinia; Pocilloporidae
Source: the annotation of a GenBank genome assembly
GGGUUUCAAGAUGGCUGCCGAAACACUAAAUGAUGAAUUGGAAUACGUAAAACUGUAUAGAAUUAGGCCUCUUUUACUUCAUUUUUACCUAGCACCUUUUAUACCCAUCUACUUGACAUGGCUUUACUUCUGGACGAUGGUAUAUGGCGUUACAGAUUAUUUUGAAGCGGGUCUUAUUGCUUUGGCAGCGAUCGGAAUAUUACAAAUUCUUUCCAUGUUGUUCUGUCACUGGUCUGUUCAUGUAAGAUGUCUCUUCACCUGCUCACCGGUAAGAAUACGUUUGGUUAAUGUACAUGCUCAGAUUUUUGGUCGUGAUGGCCAAAUUACGGAGAUUCAUAUGAACCAGAACUGUCGACAUGUUAGACCAGCGAGGGGGAUUUCUUUUAUUAAAUAAUUUUAUUUAAUGUAUUUAUUUAUAGUCAAGACGGUAUUGUCACGACAAUUUAUUACCUCUUUUUUGGAUGAAUAAAAUGAGAGGUUUUAAUUAAAAAUGAAUUCAAGUUCAAAAUUAUUUCAAACUAUUGUUGAUUUCAAAUACAUUAGUACCUCAGUCCACGUCGAAGAAGAAGACAUAUCAAUGUUAUGAAAAAUAAAAAAAAAGAUGCUACUACAACAAUUACUGAGGGAACAGCAUGGAGAGAAGAAUAAAAUGCAUAAAGAAGAACUGCUUUUUUCUCAUCCGUAGGAAAAUAGUCCAACUCUUGCCACAGUAAUUAAGGUUGUUCCAACAGCAAAUAAUGGCUCCCCAGAGCUGCUCAAUCUACACCAUGAACAAGUAAGUGCUCACUAAUGGCAGCCCAGGGCUGCUAGGAUCCUCAUUUCAAGUUUAGCUUAAAAUGGGGGAAUAAUUACUUAUUCAAAGAGGGUGCCCCCUAAAAAGAGUUAGUUAUUUAGUCCUCUUUGUGUGCCUAUGCAUAUAAGGUCUCAGCCAGAGAAUGCCACUAAUUUCUGUCAUUUACCAGUCUAUCAAGCUGCCCCCUUGUCUAGUAACUGUCCUGUCGAUGUCAGUCCUAAGGCCAGAUGUAAAAGAAGGAGGGUUGGUAUUGGGCCUGACAACCCUAUCCUGUAACCUGAGGUCACUAAAUUGAUGCCCUAUAGAGGGAAGAGCCAUUUUACAUAUUUUUCCGAGACUGAUCAUUUUUUUUUUCGUUUGCAUACAGCAUUUGUGAGUAAAAAGCAAUGUUAACUUUGAAUUGAAAUGCAAAGCUGAUAAGGCAUAGCUUUUACUUGUUAUCAUGUUUCCAUACUUAACUUAAAAUGCUUACAAACUAAAAUAAGUAUGAAAUGAAAUGAAUACCCUCUUGAAGGGUGAGGGUGAGAGCAUGCAGACCUACGAAAAGAGUUCUAAUUCACAAUCAGUGCUUGACAGGCUACUAUGUCUCAGUACCUUUUGGUAGAGUUUGGGAAGAGGGAAAUGAUUGUUUAUUGUAGAUUAUGGCUGCUGUAAAGUGCUUUUUUGAGGAAAGCACCAAUUGGAUGAUUUGCCAUACCUCACAGUCUUCCUCAACUUUUUAGAUAAUAUCUAAAGUUUAUUUGGUUUAAACAAGAUGCUACUUCAAUCAUCAAGCUGCAGGGUAUGAUGGGGAAAUUUAUUAACAAUUAUUCACUGAACAAUGGCAUGUAUUUGUAGUUAUGUAAAUAAAUAUCAACAUCUUACGUAACCGUUUAACUCCCACUUCAAAUUUCUAAUUUUCCUUACUGUCAACCAUACAAUUCUUAUAUUGUUAGUUCAGAGAAUUUAGCAUUGGAUCAACUAAUUAUCCCCAAGUUGAUAUUUUUCUUUAUUCUCAUUACUUAUCUGGUUGAUAUUGUAUUGAUAUUGUAAGGAGAAAUUCUGUGUGGGUCACUCAUGGGAGUUAAAGGGUUAAAUUGAUGCAAAAAAGAAAAAACAGGACUAAAGUUAUCAUGAUAGAGAACACAAGAAGACUGACUUUAGAUUAAUGAAGUUCAACUGCUUCAUUGAUAAAUGUUUCAUUUGUAUUUCUUAGGAUGGGGAGACACAAAAGGAAGUCAUAUAUUUUAAUUUCCAAAAGACAAAGUAUGUGUAUGAUAGUGAAGAAAAGAAACAGUUCUGUCAGGUAGCUUUUCCAGUCAAUGAAACUAUGGAUCAUUACAACAGUUGUAAAGGUUAUCAAGAGGAAGCAGAAGUUGAAAAAGGCAAGAAAAUAUACGGAUCAAAUGAGUAAGUUUUUUUUUGUUAGUUUGAGCAUUAUUCUUAGUAAAGAAAAGAAAAUGUUAUCUAAAACUUGAUUAUAGGAAGUUGUCGUGAUGUGAAUACUAUAAUUUUUGAGCUAUCAUAAAUGGCUAAAUUUUUUCUGGAUUUUCUUAGAAUUAAAAUGUUCCAGGUUGUCUACACAAAUCGUCACAUUUUUCUCAUAAACCAAAAUACCAUUUCAUCUUCUGACAGCUCCACCUGUUUGUUUCAGUUCAUGAAACAUAGGUUUAGAAAAUGUUGGAUUGACUUUUGAAAUUUUGGUUAUGAUUUUCAUCAAUAAAGGAUAGCUUUACCCUUCCUGUAAAUCCUGUAGCUGGGAUCUUUGAUUAUCAAAAAACACAGGAAAUAGAGGCAAUGCAACAAACCUCUUUUUGGCUGUUGUAUUUUAAAAUUGGUUCAGUGGUAAAAUGUUACACUUUGUUGUAAGUUAUGAGUAAACAAGGAAUGAUAAUAGCUUACAAUAUCAUAGUAGUUUGAAAAUGGUUGCAAGGGAUGUGGGAAACAAAAAUUCUCCCAGUAGUGAGGGUUUUUGUGACUUCCUCUCUUGAACUGUUUGAAUUUAUUUCUUUAUCUAUACUUGAUCAUCAAGUAGUUGCUGAAAUCAAAAUCUUCAGGGGUUAUGCCAUCUUUUCAUCCACAGUUUUUUAGUUUUGUAGAAUUUUCUAUAGAUUUUGUGAUUUCAAAAGAUUAUAAUUCACGGAAUAUUUAAAAAGUGUGCACAGUAUUCUACAAACUGAAAUAAUUUCUCUAACUUAUGUAUUUUUUUUUUGUUUUAUUAGGCUUCAGAUGGAUGUCCCAGAGUUCAGUGAAUUAUUCAAAGAAAGAGCUACAGCACCAUUCUUUGUGUUUCAAGUGUUUUGUGUUGGAUUGUGGUGUCUUGAUGAGUAUUGGUACUACAGCGUCUUCACUCUUUUCAUGUUGGUUGCUUUUGAAGCUACUCUUGUACAACAGGUAGGUGUUGCCUACAUGUAGCAAAUAUUGACCUCAAGGCAAUUCAGUUAUUGAUCAUUACUAUCAAGAUAAUGGCAGGAGAUCUCUUGCAUAUUACUUAUAUACCCUUAAUUGAGUAAAUAUUGAUUUUGUGGAAUUUUUACUCCUUGCAGGUUAUUAUGGCGGCCAAGUGCUGCAAUUUCUCUAUGUUUAUUUUUUCUCUUUGACCAGAGAUAUCGAGUGAUUUUUUUUUAAAUCAGUAAUAUUGUCACUUCACAUUGGGUGAUUACUGCAAGAUAUGAUACAGACUCUGACCAAGGAGAGUAUAUUAAUUCCUGGCUUCACAUAUUAACGUCAUCCACUUUUCAGCAAUUGAAAAAUAUGAAGGAAAUAAGAAACAUGGGAAGCAAACCAUACUUGAUACAGGUGAGAUUCUAAAACAGUUGAAAGCAAAACAAGAGGAAUUAUAUGCUUUUGAAACAUGUGUUUCUUUUAAUCAAUGAUUUGUUGUAAAAUGUUUAUUUUUUUUCUUAAAAAGUUAAUAAGCUGCUGCAAAAGUAUUUUCAAAUACCAAGGUCAUCAAGCAACUCAUUAUUGAGAGUUUUGGUGUAAAUGAAGAAAAUCUUGAGAACUAACUCAUCCAAACUUUCUCAGAAGACUUGAGAACAAGUUUUAAAUGUACUGGUCACAUGUAUCAAUUGUGUUAGUCAAUUGUCCAUAAAACUUGCAGGUAACUCAACUGUCCUGUAUCUAACACUGGUAUGGUAAUUAUUUGUUAAUGACAGGUAUACAGACACAGAAAAUGGAGACCCAUCUUGAGCUCAGAACUUCUUCCAGGAGAUAUUUGUUCUAUUGGUAAGCAAAGCUAUAAUGUUUUGGGAAGGUUCAAGAAGUUUACCUUUAGUUAAUUUUCAGUUCAUAAGAUUCUACUGUUCCAGUUUUCCUUUUACAGGUAGACCAAAGAACUCUGAUGUAUUGAUCCCAUGUGAUAUGGUGCUAUUGAGGGGCUCGUGUAUUGUGGAUGAAGCCAUGCUUACUGGGGAGUCUGUUCCUCAAAUGAAGGUACAGUGUACAUAACAGUACAUAUAGAGUACAAGAAUCAUUGUGGAUUUGAAAAAUAAACAGUACUUAAAAAUUGAACUACUCUAUAAGGUUAUGGACUAGCAUGUGUAUAUGUGUAGACUAGAUUGGACUGUUAAAUUAUGAUGUCAGUGAAACUGGAGUAAAAUCUAUUUUUUGUAAUAGUCAUUGUAAAGUGUUUUGCCUGAUUUUCCCCCACAUUUCCUUUUACUUGCUGAAUUUUGCAGAAGGUUUCUUCCCAAAGCAUAAUUCACUGUUUAGUUCAGAACAUGAGCCUCUUAUUGAAUUUCUCAUCACUUUUAGGAGCCAGUCAAGGAUCUGCCAGGUGAUGAAGUGUUUGAUUUGGAGCAACACAGUAAACUACAUUUGUUGUCAGGAGGGACAAAAGUUGUGCAGCAUUCUCCUCCACUCAAGACUUCUGCUGGGUUGAAAGGUAUUUCACAGUGAUUUGACAGCAACAUGGCUUGGGUAAUUUGACAUUUAUUUUACAUAAUCUACUGGUUAACAGAUCAGAGUUUUAAAAUAUUUUAAUAUUUAACAUUUUAAUUUAAUUUUUAAUAUUUUAAUAUCUUAAAAGAAUGCUUUAAGUCUGUUUUUUUGUAUAGAGCAAAUUUUCAUCUAACUCAAAGGAAAUUUCAACACAUUGGUUUGGUAAGAGAGAUAAGGGUCAAAAUGGAAAGAAAAAAGAACAAAAACAAAAAGGAUGGCCAAGGAUGGGGAAGAUUGACAUAGAAAACAACAAGAAAAUAGAACAAUCUUGGUACAGUUUUCCAAAGUUAACACACAGAAACUCAAUGUGACUAACUCACACAAAUCACACAAACCCACAAUUCCUCUAUGCACUUUGGUAAAGUGUUAUCACUUGAAAUAUCAGCUUGGGAAAAUCUUCAUGGUGGCCAAUUUACAUCAUCAACUCAGUUGAUUGAACCAAAUUAUCAAUGGGCACUUCAUGCAGUGUUACUGAUUUUAUUGACCCUGCAUAUGUAAAUUUACCUCCAUAGCUCCUGACAAUGGAUCUAUAGCCUAUGUUUUAAGAACAGGAUUCAAUACAUCUCAGGUGAGAUACUCUAGAAUGACCAUUGGCUAUGCAUUUUGCAACUGUCAUGACAUCAACCUCUUUUUAGUUUGGAUUCAGCACAGAUACAAAUACAGGUACAUAGCUGGCAAAACAUUAGCACAAGUUGAGCUUACCAAAAAAUAUUUGAAACAGUUUUCUUCUAUCACCGUUGAGGAAAACUGGUGUAACAGUGUUUUCAUAAGCCCACAAGUGUCAAGUAGAUUGUGGUGGUAAUAAUGUUGACUCCAGAUUUGUACCUCUUGAGCUAUUUUUUUGUUUUUGUUUUUGUUGUUGUUGUUGUUGUUGUUGUUGUUGUUGUUGUUGUGUGUAUUUGGAUCAAAUGCCUGUGUUGUUUAGUCUGUUGCUAAAUCAUGAAUCUCAGGGAAAUUUUCCCGUUAAGUGUAAUUGUUAUUUCAGCAGUUGAAUACCUGUCAACUUGUGGCAAAUUAAAUGUACUAGUAAUUUGUUUUAAAGUGGUAAUAAUUUUGAGGUUCUGAAAUGUGACUUUGUUGUGUAAUUAACAGGGAAAACUUCUACGGACUAUUUUAUUUGGUGUGAAGCGAGUCACAGCCAACAAUUUGGAGACAUUUCUCUUCAUCCUAUUUUUGUUGAUAUUUGCUGUUUCAGCUGCAGCUUAUGUCUGGGUCAAAGGUAAGCAGGCAGGACCAGUGUUAGGCCAUUUUUCUCCUGAAAUUUGUAACACUUAGACGAUUGAAAUGUCAAGAAGCCCUUUGAAAAAACUUUUCAGCUGAAAACUAAAAUCAUUUAAGCUUUAACUGCAUAAGGAAUUUCUACCAGCCCAAAGAGUAAGUACCUACAUGUAUUUUUUUUGUAUCUGAAGGUUUUACCUCAUGACAAAUUCACCCUUACCAGUUCACCUUCAUCACAACAAGUUCGCCUUAACUUUAACCAAAUCAUCCACAAGCCUCACUAAAUCUUUUUCUCCUUAUUUUAGGUACUACAUGUCAGAAUUGUUGAUAAUCUAAUUAUGACUUUGGAUAAAGUAACUUUGAAACUUAAAAAGCACAGGACAUGUUCAGCAGCGUUUUCAUGAUACAUUGUUAUUUAAGUGUUGCUUGAAGUUAAAUCAAUUAUUAAUUACUUCUUGUAACAAUUUGGUGACGUGUAACUUGUCUUGCAAUUGUGGCAAAAAGCAAGAAGAAGAAAAAAUUUCCUGUUGUGUUUGAGUCUUUCCAGAAUGUCUGUUAUUAGAUGGUGUUGUUUAAAUAGUAUCAAAGGAAACUUCAUAUGUACAUGUAUUUGUCUCAUGUGGAAAGGUCUCUUGGUGACAGAUGCUUUAUGAUUCCACAUAGUUAUUGACAUUAAUUCAUUUGUGUGUUAUUCAGGUACUGAGGAUCCCAAGAGAAAUCGCUAUAAGCUUUUCUUGGAGUGCACUCUUAUUUUAACAUCAGUGGUUCCACCAGAACUUCCGAUUGAAUUGUCUCUUGCUGUGAACUCAUCACUGAUGGCACUACAAAAACUUGGUAAGCAGAUUAAGGUCCUAAGAACACUACUUUGCUCCUUCUCUCCUCCUAAUGUUGUGGAUUUUUUUUUCUAUAGGUGUUUACUGUACUGAGCCGUUCAGAAUUCCUUUUGCUGGAAAGGUUGAUGUGUGCUGCUUUGACAAAACAGGAACUUUAACAAGUGAUAACCUGAUAGUGCAGGGAGUUGCAGGACUCAAGUAAGUUAGCACUAGUGUAAUAGUUGAUGUCUUCGAAAUUUCAGGAAUUCUCUGACUUUUAAAGGAGGCUAGCUCAGGCAAUGCACAACGGUUACAGGAUGUCAUGUUUUAGUGUCCUUUUAUGCACCCAAAAUUAUCGACAAAGCAAUGCGAUCUUGACAAAUGAAACCAAUUGAAAAUUUGAACUCCUCUUUGUAUUGAUCUCGCAGCUUCUUCUUCAGUUUUUUUCUUUUCAUUCGUUUACUUUUCGCUUCCUUGAACUCCUACUAUUCGCGAACUGCAGUUCAUUUCAGUGGCUUGCUCUGUAGACAGUUUCUUCAAAUUCAGAGGUGGGAUUGCUUUGUAAUUCAUUUACUUUCUUUAUUAUAGAGAUGAUGAUGAAGUGUGUACAGUUAGUGAUAUCCCUGAUGAUACAGCUUAUGUGUUGGCCUCGUGUCACUCGCUCGCUUUUCUAGAUGAUAGUUUAGUGGGUGAUCCUCUGGAAAAAGCUGUGUUACAAGCAGUAGAUUGGAGGUUAACGAGAGGUGAGGAUCAUCCGUUCUAAGUUGAGACCAUCACAUACGUACUCGUUUAAAAACAAAAAAGAAAGUAGGAAACAUAAGAGAGAGAAAACAAAGCUUCUUCUGUGCUUAAUUACGUUAAACCAGGCUUUUCCUUAUUCGUCAUAUUUGACAUGCGUACUUUUCAAAUGAUUGGUUUCAUGAAGAAUUUUACGCAUCUUCAGCCUUUUUCGUACAACUCGCCCGAAGGUUCGUGCUACUGCUCACCUGUUCCCUGAGUCAUUUCACGGCCAACGAACAAACGGAACAUUCUGAUCCACCCUACAGGGGCUAUGUGAGGACCAAUCCGUCAUCCAGCUGGUCCCUGUACGUCCUAUGUUUGGAUCAGUACUUACAAAACAGUCACCGCCUUUAAUUUCACUUAAUCAUUUAUAAUUAUUAUUGUUAUUAUUAUUAUUAUUAUUAUUAUUAUUAUUAUCAUCAUAAUCUUUAUCAUUAUCAUUAUUAUUAAGUAUUAUUUUUUUACACUCAGGCGACAUUGUCAUGCCAAACAAAGGUAGACGUGUCUCUAUGCGUAUCGUACACCGCCAUCAUUUCUCUAGCGCUCUGAAGAGAAUGUCAGCCAUUGUAUCUCUACAAAAUCCGGGCUCUUCUUCCAGUGAAUAUAUUGUCACAGUCAAAGGAGCUCCUGAAACUCUGAGACCGAUGGUAAGAGUUGGUAUGAAUGUUGUAAUUUAAGUGGCUAUCACAAUUUAGGUGGAAUUAUUUGGAAGACUUCAAGUGAUACAGUGCUUCUGAAGUGCUGCCUCCUCGUAUUUAAAUAGGAUCUUUCAUAAAUUUCUGGCUGGUUUUUGUGGGAGAUUUUUUGUUGUGUGUGUGUGUUGUCCAAGAACAGGACUUGAUUAAGCCACGAGUAAUGGGAUGUUAUCAGUGCGACGUCUUGUUCUCUGAAACUGUACUUGUUUUACGUCAUGCUGUGAUUCUGAUUGCAGUACAAGAACGUUCCGAGGAACUACGACGCCAUUUACCAUAGAAUAACCUGUCAAGGAGCUAGAGUUUUGGCGUUGGGCUUCAAAAAGAUAGGCGAAUUAGCAGCUAGGGAGGUAUGAAAAUUCCUACCAACUAAUAUUUCACUUUAUUGCGAUUGAUUUAAUAUCUAAUGUUGCUUUGUAAACUACCAAUGCUCAACUCAUGCCUGGAAGGAUAUAUGUAGGUCGCUUCUUUUCUGCUUUUUUCAAAACAUGAAGCUGUCCAAAAUCAUUUUCAAAAGGAAAUAAAGAAGUUUCUUGGGAAAACAAGGGUUACUGGCAAGAAGGAUGAUAGAAACUUAUGGGAAGCUUGCAAAACAGGUGUCCGACUGCUGUACCUGUCGUGUAGUCUUUUCUUCAACGUUGCAUAGUUAAUGUUACGAAAGUCCUUAUAGAUCGCUACUUAUUGUUAACUGUAUCUUUCCUCUCGACAGAUCCGUGAUAUGAAGCGUGAGGAGUGUGAAUGUGACUUACAGUUCGCGGGAUUCGUUGUGAUCGCGUGUCCAUUGAAGACCGACUCUAAGGCAGCCAUCAAACAGAUACAAGAAUCGUCACAUCAUGUAAGGAUCGAUGAUUGAAUCAGAAAGCAAAAGAAAAGUAAUAUUGUACUGUUAGACUUAAGUUUAGAGUUCACCAGUUUUUCCACAAAUGCAAGUAGCAGUGCCACGUUACUUCUUUGAGGGUUCAAUUGAGCUUUGUACUUCCUCAGUGCUUACAUUUAUUUUGUGAUUUUAUCUCUCUCUUUCUUAACCAGCUGACUAUGAUCACCGGAGACAAUCCGCUGACUGCAUGUCACGUGGCACGCGAGCUGCGGCUCACUAGGCGUGAAAUAGUGGUUCUGUCACCACCAGAGAGCUCAAAUAAUCAUGGUAUUGUCUACUGAGUUUCAUUUGCACUUGCUGAGGUCUAAACUAUGUUUCGUUCUCUGAUGACUAUCGUCUCCGUUUUUCUCUCGUCAUACAGUUGAAAGCGAGUGGCACUGGCAGCCAGUGGAUCGCUCUUUCAGUCUUCCCAUUAUUCCAUCAGGCGGUAUCAAAGAGUUGACGUCCAAAUUCGAUCUGUGUGUCACAGGCGAGGUAAUUUACUAUUGUGUACUUCCUUGUUGUGUUUUCUUCGACUUGAAUUUUAUGGGUCAUGUAACAGUUUUUGCUCAUUUAUUUUGCAGGCAUUUUCCUACUUACAAUCUACAGAAAAAUUAUCAAAGUUUUUUCACGCCAUUGUUCAGAAUAUACAAGUAUUUGCCCGAGUAGCUCCUAAACAAAAGGUAACAUAACAGUUCGAUGAACAGCAAAUUCUUCAGAAAGUAAUUACAUGUAUUUUGUUUCUUACUAACUGGCCUUUGGCUCCCCCAGGAACUGGUCAUAACCAAACUCAAGAGUAAAGGUUUUGUGACUUUAAUGUGUGGUGACGGAACCAAUGAUGUUGGAGCACUCAAGCAUGCGCAUUGUGGUAAGACAUCUGGUUGCUCACAUCUGAUGAACGAGCCUGUCGCAGGUUCUCUCAGCGAUGUGUAGCCAAUAAGUGUACACCUUCCAGAACCAUUGUGAAUCAAUACCCUGAUGAUUUUAGAGUGCAUUUAUUUCGAUUGAAAAUUACGAAUCAGAUCUCUAAGGUUAAAGGUUAAAUACAAUUUUCAGGUGUGGCCCUGCUCGCUGGAGCGCCCGAAAAACUACCAGAACACGGAAAGAAGAGUGCUCACAAAUCCAAAGAAGAAAAGCAAUCCACACCAGUAAGUGGACAAUUCCAAUUUUCUUCUUGGAAGUUUCUUGUCCUAUGCUCCUAGAUGCGUUGUUAGAAAACCGUUACGAGCUGUCAGACUGUCUCUGUAGUACUAACUGAGAUGAGUCGUCUAAACAAGUCGUUUAUGGAACAAGCAAUAACUAUUAUUUCUCUUCUUCAUUUCAGGCACAGUCAGACGAUAAAAGUAAAAACGAUUCCAUUAAGAUAGUUUCAAGAAGCCAUCUUCCCCCUGCACCUGUCAAAGGAGCUUCACGGGCAGCUAAGAUGCGUGCUGUGGCAAGGGGGGAUGACACAGCCUCCAAUUUGAAACAAGAGCAGCAGGUGAGAUGUCACAGGAUACUUCGAUAUCUUUCCUUGAUAACCUGUCCAUGCACAGGGAGGUAACCUUUUGAUAUGCUUAUGUCGAGUUAACGGAGAUUAGCAACACAGCUCGUCAAUUUUCGUAAUGGAGAUAAGAGUAAUAUGGUUUUAUCAACUGAGUUGAUGUUGUAAAUUGACCACCGUGAAGAGUUUCGAAAGCCUUUGCUGCAUUUUACCAGGGUUAUGAAGAUUUCACCUUUACGUUUUUUGCUUAUUGCACUGUAUUGUUCAUACUUCAUCAAUUAACAUGAUCAGCACGGUCUUUGGACUUAAGAUGAGUCAAAUGUUUUCAUAUAUCCAUUGUCAGAUAUCUAGUCUCUAGAAAUAUUUUGUCUUUGAGGAAAUCAUCAGUCGUUUUUCAAUGGUGGAAGCUAAAUUAGGCAUUGAACUUGGAAAACAUAAGACAAGCUUGCCUGAGCAUCUUUUCCCUUGUGCAUCAUUCCAUUGGUUUCUUAGUUCUAAUUGGCCUAUCUGGUCUCCACCAGUCAUCAUAGAAACCGCUCAUUUCUUGUUUUGUUGUUUCUAGAAACGAAUCCAGGAGAUGUUAAAGCAGAUCGACGAGGCGGAUCAACCUCAAGUUGUACGUUUGGGAGAUGCUUCAAUUGCGUCACCUUUCACCUCUAAACUAUCGUCUGUCAUGGCAGGUAAAUAGAAGAUCAAUUGGUCUGAUUCACUUUCUAAAACACUUGAGCAAUUUUUAUGUGAGUCUCAAGAGUAAUCAUGUGAUCGCGGCUUAUUGACCAAUCAGAUGACUCCUUUUGAUAUUUUCCCAUGUCCUGCUCAGCCAUUACAAACAGUUUCUUUUUUGCUUCAACGAGAAUUAACAGGAAUGGGCUCUAAUGGAGUUUGGGUGUUAAGCCAUCUUGCAUCGUGACUUAUUUUCUCCUAACGUCGCCUGUAACUCUGAUCACCAGCUUGUUAAUCCUUUACACCCUAGCAUCAGUGGGCAUAUUCUCCAAACUGUACCCUGUACAUUUCCUAAGGUGCUGACAAGGAGAAGUUGUUUAACGAUCAAGAACGCCUUUCGGUGGCGAUUAUUACCUUUAUUCUCGUCACUUUAUUUUGUAAUCGAGGGGAUAAAUUGUCAGGAGAAAUUAGAUGUCAGCCACUUACAGGGAUCAAAAGGGUUAACAUGCGUCUGAAUCACGACGAUGCGGUACUCUUUUUCUAAACUGCGCUCGCAAAUUGUUUGUAUCGUAUCAUCUCGUUCAUAAGUCCCGGUACAAAUAUAGAUGUUAAGGCAUGCCACAUACGCGGAGCACAUCACUAAGGGCAAAGAAGGUAGCAAGGAGGCGUUGAUCUCCAGCUGAUCACUAAUUGAUGUUUGUUUUUAGUUUGUCACAUCAUCAAACAAGGUCGAUGUACACUUGUCACCACUCUACAAAUGUUCAAGAUUCUUGCGUUAAACGCACUCGUGCUGGCCUAUAGUCAAAGUGUGUUGUAUUUAGAUGGAAUUAAGUUCAGUGAUGGGUAAGUUGGAACUAAGUUUUCUUCAUUUAACCCCUGUUCAAACCAAACGCAUCAAAACGGCUCAGUACUGCAGAGGAAUGGUUGCUACCAAAAUUUUCGAGAUCUCCAAAAUACCAGCUGUAACGAAGUUUCAAUGCUCCAUAUCAGCCUGCGCAGGUGACAAUGACCACUGACUAGACAAGCCUGCUAUGCUCGUGUCGGUUAAUUCUGUUAAAUUUUUUAACUUAAUAUACACUUCCAUACACUUAAGAUUCACUCCCAUCGAGUAUGAAUUAUUAGUGUCCGCUGAGGACCAGAGUUAGUAGUUGAUACUAACCCUGCUUAAGCGUCCCUAGGUCAUUCCUCGUUUACUUGUUCGAGGGGGGGGUUACCUCUAGUUAUGAUUUAAUAGUAUAAUCUUCGGUGUUGUGCCUCUCUUGCAGACAGGCAACGUUACAAGGCGUUCUAUUGGCUGGCUGCUUUCUAUUCAUUUCACGUUCUAAGGUGAGAAAAUAACAAAAAGCUCAUUCGUGGGGGUCGAGAGCUCGAUGCCACCAAAUAUGCACCAAUGAUGAUUUGACUUCCCACAAGACAGUUAUGUCGACUAGAUCUGGAUUAGUGCGGCUGUCAAGCGUUCCUUGAGAAACUCGCCUUACUACCUUUGCAUUUAAGUUCUAUUGCUCGUCCCUCCAAAAUUAAGAACGCUUGCCCUUCCCCGCCCAUUCUUGAUUAGCCCUUUGCCUGGCAAGAUCUGAUGCACAAUUCUCCUUCCGAGGCGCUUUACGUUUCCUCCUAGAUUUAUAAAGAAAAUUUUGUGUAAGAUCAAGGUAGCACUCUGUCCUGGAUAGCGUAUUUUUGGGUCUUUUAGAGUAUAAAUGAAACACGCCUGGGUUAGUAGGUCAAGCUAACAUCCUUUGCAGUCUUCCCCAGAAAGAUAAGUUUAUCGGGAAGCUGAUGUAGGGAUGUGGGUUUUGUUUUGGUAACAUAAUAUAUAUAAAAGGGUAAAAGGGUGGUUGGCUUCCGAUCUCCUCUUUGUAUGAGUUAGUACGAGUGAACUUUUGUCGUCAGUGGUGUGACAAAUGCUGAAGUGUGUAGAGAGCAAAGUUAUCAGGUACCCAUCUCGAUGGGUGAAAACUUAUUAUAAAAUUUGAUGACAAUUACAACGUAAUUAAAGGCCACUUUCUUGCCUGUUGCAUGAAGACCUUUAGAUUUUUUGUGAAACCACUUUAUUCAUGGCUCUUUUGGUGUCUCUUUCAGCCUCUGUCGAUUCUUUCUAAACGUCGUCCUCUUCCAAACAUAUUUAAUAUGUAUACCAUAAUAACGGUACUAAGUCAGUUUGCUGUUCACUUCUGGGCUCUCAUAUUUAUGGUACAACAAGCAAAGCGUCUCACCCCGACCAUGUGAGUAAUUGCAUCGUCUUACUGUACACUUUAAAUGAAAAAUUAGAGCUGAAAUGGCAAAGUGUUUUGCUCCUAAGCGUCAAGUUGGUAGGUUGAUGAAAGCUGUGAGAUGCACGGUUAACAACAAAUAAAUGAAUCAGUGCCAUAGCUCAAAAUGGCUCCCCCUCAGACCUUAUGCAAUAAAAUUCGAAUUUGGCCAAGGAUGGCUGAUAUUACGAGUAUAUGUAGAUUUGACUUUAGAUAAGUCAACCAAUUUAGUUCAUCAAUUUAGUGUGAUCAUCAUCAUGUUUUCCGUCUUUUGCGCUGUUUGCCAAUUUGACCGCCCUUUGUUCUGUGAUUGGUCGACAAAGAUAGCACCACCUUCUCAACCAAUCGAAUAAACUGAAAACGAAACCCAAAUGCAACCUAGUGUGGUGAAUGCCAAUUUUCCCGCCCUUGAGGCGGUCGUGACUUGUUGACUUUCAGUUCUCAUUGUUUCCAUAUGAUAUUUCCCUUUUUAUGAUUGGCAUUUUGGCAACCAUCGUUUAUUUUUAACGAGGCUCAAUGGGAAAGUGGUUCCGUGGUAACUAUCAGUUAAUCAUGGUACUUUCCCCUCAUUCUUUCAUUUUAAGCCGAGAUCUUUGUCUCCGGGUGUAACAUUUUUGCGUAUGCUUUGCAGGAACUCACAGCAUGUUGACUUAGAAGCAAAGUUUCAGCCGACUAUCGUAAACAGUACAGUGUACAUCGUCUCAAUUGCUAUGCAACUGGCCACGUUCGCUAUCAACUAUAAGGUACAGUCGCAAAGACAGACAAUAAAGCACUUUCCCUGAGUCAUGCUAGUUUGGUUUUCACUUGGUUAGCUCUGAACACGUUGGGAUGAUCUUGUCAAACCAGCGCACAUACUUGAAAUAUGAUUAUGUACUUACUGACGGAGUGGGAGGGGUUGAGGAGAAAAUGUUUUAUACGAGGUCACGACGUACGGAUCAAGCGCAGCAAGGCUCGUGCGUCAUGAUCGAGAGCUACAUAUUUACCCGUCCAGUCAAACCAAACUGUCAAUAAGUACUCAUUUAUAUGACUUAUAAGUUUUUUAAAACCAAAACUAAAAAUUCUGUUUAAAUCUAAAGAGGAUACAAUUAGUAUAGGAAACAACAUGACUUCAGGUAUAAUUUGGUGUUAAUAAGCACGAGUAACUGUUUUAAAGACUACAAAAUUGCACGAGCCCGUGUUGAUUAUUUACAUGAAAAACGCAAUAAAGAAAGUCAAGACGGACGAAGUUUUGGCAGCGCGCGCGCUACUUGUAAUUUACACUCGUGUUACAUGAAAUUGCACUCGUUUUAAGCCAAUCAGACUCGCUGACUUUUUGAUGUAUAUUAAUACAUACUUAAGAAGAGCGCGCACUAGACACUUUACAAUAAAAAAGAAAAAACUUUUUCAUGAUUUCUUCUAGUCAGAGUAAUGAUUUCGUAAUUCAUCUAAAAAACGCGACUUUUUUUCUAGUGCCCCUUUUCUUUUAAGUUAGAAUAGAAUCCACGGAAAUGUAACGGGGCCGCGUGAGUGUGGCUUAUUACCGACUCUUGUCAACCCUUCCGGCUCUUAACACGUCAGCUUUCAUCAUGGCUUUUUACAGGACUGCAUGGUCAGGGCUCUACAAGUUACAUAAUAAUUAAGUGUAAUCCUUGAGUAUUUCAAUUUUAAAAAUUUGCGCUGCGUUGCGCAGUUUUCCUUGUUGAAGAUUUUCUUUGAUCUCUUGCUGUUGUGUUCCUUCGCUUACAUGAAACAUCAAAUCUUUGAAAUGGGGCGUACGCGUGAUUACUAUUGCUCAAUCUCACAUAAAUCAUCUCUGAUUGGUGAUAAUGCAGUUCGUUAUACGACAGAUGUUUGUCAAGCAUCAAUGUUAAGUGUUUCGAAUGCAUUUUACAGGGUCACCCAUUUAUGGAGAGCCUGCUGGAAAAUAAGGCCUUGCUGUACAGUCUGUUAGCCUCUGGUGGAUUCAUCGUGUGUAUGAUCACGGGAUCUGUCCCCGAAAUAAAUCAGCAGUUUGAAAUCGUGUCCUUCCCUCCUAAGGUAAACGUCAGUUUAAUGUACCACACAUAGUACUGGUUGUACUACUAUACUUUUGUGAGAAACCUUGAUGUACUGUUGCUGUUUGUUUUCUUCCUUUUGUUUCAAAGUAUAUUACUUUUUCAAGAUUUAGUAUAAAUUCGUGCAACUCGAUACUAGAACUUGUGGCUGUUUUAUUUUUGUUUUUUUAACUUUCACUUAGGGAAUCCUCGCUUCCGUUUCACCUUGCGGGCGAGGGUAUGGCUACACAUAUUCUACCUGAAAUGAAAAUAAACUUAAUUGUAACUGAAACAAAGGGUUUUCAUUGGGGAUUUAUCCUCUUGUUCUCACCUAUCUCGUUUUAGUUCCGUGAAACAUUCAUGCAUGUCCUGCUAGCGGAUUUCGUGGCAGUGUUCGUCCUGGACAGAAUAUUAAACUAUUUGCUCGGUAGUGCAAAGCUUCGGCAGCAUUGA